Molecule: messenger RNA, 1271 nt
Organism: Drosophila grimshawi
Lineage: Eukaryota; Metazoa; Arthropoda; Insecta; Diptera; Drosophilidae
Product: microfibril-associated glycoprotein 4
Exons: 6
Coding region: 23-955 (310 amino acids)
Source: RefSeq, a predicted model, not a curated record
CAUUAAGCGACUUUGGAUUAAGAUGAAUAUUCUAACGAAGACUGUCAAAGUAAUUUGCAUAUUUUUGAUCUGUUCCCACACAGUAACAGACAACAAUGUGAAGUGUCAAGAUCUGGUCAAUCAAAUGGAUAUUAUGCAUGAGACAGCGCAGAAGCUACUUGAAGGCCUCAAGGAACAGUUGGAAGCACUUAAGGGCUAUGGAAAUGCUGAUAGUACCGAAUCCUCCAAAAUUACAGUGCAUCCUUCGUCCUGUUUGACAUCCUUCUUCAAUACAAGUGGCAUUUAUACGAUACAAGUGCCUGGCUUGGAGCCUUUUCCCGUAUCCUGUGACAAUUGUUUAGCCGGAUUUGGCUGGCUGGUGAUUCAGAGACGCCUCAAUGGCAGCUUAAAUUUCUUUCGCAAUUGGGAGGAGUAUAAAAUGGGUUUCGGUAAUCCGGAUGGUGAGUUUUUCAUUGGUCUGGACAAGUUGCGUGCCAUAACAGCUGUGGAACCUUUCGAGCUGUACAUUGUCCUGGAGGACUUUGAUAAUGAGACACGCUAUGCGAAAUUUGAUGAGUUUGCCAUUGGCAACGAAGAAGAUGGCUAUGCACUCAAUGUCCUUGGCGACUAUACGGGCAAUGCGGGUGAUUCACUGAGGAGUCAUCGCAAGAUGAAGUUUUCUACGUAUGAUCGGGAUAAUGAUCGUGAAUUUAACAGAAACUGUGCAUUUCUCCAUGUGGGUGCCUGGUGGUACAAUCAAUGUGUGGAUAGUAACCUCAAUGGUCAGUAUAUUGAUGGAGGCAAGUACGAGGAGAAGCUCUUUGCUCGCGGCAUGUGCUGGAGAGCCUGGCGUGGUCACAACUACGGCUACAAAUUCACCCAAAUGAUGAUAAGGCCAAAAUGCCGAAACUUUCCAGCUUCAUUGAAAACCAAGAACAGCAACAGUCAUCAACAGAGUUGUGAAUCAUUUUCUUAAAUUGCGUCACACUCAAUCUCAAGAUAAGUCUCGACGGAUGCCAAAAUUUAACAGAAUUUAUAUUUCCUGAGCUGAAAUAUUACUCAUAUAACAAUAUAUUACAUUGGAUAAAUAUUACAUAAGAGGCUGACGACAUUCAAUGGCGAGUACUGAUUAUCUGUGGAAGGAAAAACUUGACCUAUGUUUUUGCUUGAUAAGAAAUGCUUGCAGCUAAUAAAUUCAAUAUAAUGCCCGGCGAGAUACCCUGUAACAAAUGCAAAUUUAUACUGAACUAGCGCCAACUUUCUUAAUAAAAGAAUUUCAUUUGAAUAGAUAA